Messenger RNA from Desarmillaria tabescens, 582 nucleotides. RefSeq lists its product as uncharacterized. The record is from RefSeq and is a predicted model, not a curated record. The annotation marks the transcript as partial. Lineage: Eukaryota; Fungi; Basidiomycota; Agaricomycetes; Agaricales; Physalacriaceae. The transcript has a single exon.
UGCCCAUUUUGCAUACCAUCAAUCCCAUUGGAUCCCUUGAAGCCUCAUAGCCUUCUUGCCCACAUUGGAGCACACAUCUUGAAUGAAUCAGAUUUACCUUCAACAGAACCUUGCGGGCUUUGUGGUUCCCCAUCACCUAGCUGUCAGUAUUAUCUGACAAGGAGUACUAAAGGGUCCACUCGGACCAAGAUUGAUUAUCAUACAUCAAGGGGCUGUCGAAACCUAGCUGUCAGGUUUAAUUACAGUGUUGCAAAGGUAUCAAAGGAAUCAGCACCUUGCUCUAAUGUCCCAAUUCGCUGUCCGAUCUGUCCUCCAAAUGCAUUUGCAAUCUGGAAGUACAAUGCCAAAUAUCAUUUUAUCAAUCAGCAUCCCACAGUCCAAUUAGAUCGGUACAAAGAUCUGUGGAACAUCACAGAGUCAGAGAUGAAGGCAAUGAAAGAGGUCUGGAAAAACCGAACACAAAUACCAAAAACAAGGGGUCCCAAAAAGAAGAAGGGUGGGCUUGGUACACUGGUAAUGUCUAAAACUCACACAAUUUCCCUUGUUCAAAGGUGUGUUCUUAAUAGUAUCAAACAACAUUAG